Molecule: messenger RNA, 1596 nt
Organism: Cyphellophora europaea CBS 101466
Lineage: Eukaryota; Fungi; Ascomycota; Eurotiomycetes; Chaetothyriales; Cyphellophoraceae
Exons: 1
Coding region: 1-1596 (531 amino acids)
Biological process (GO): regulation of transcription by RNA polymerase II
Molecular function (GO): DNA-binding transcription factor activity, RNA polymerase II-specific; RNA polymerase II cis-regulatory region sequence-specific DNA binding
Source: RefSeq, a predicted model, not a curated record
AUGGAUACAGAGUCUCGCUGGACUGAUGUCUACGUUGAUCCUCGACAGCUGUCGUGCACGACCCCUCCACAACCCAACACGCAAGCUCCGAGAGCGAGUCCUCAUGGAACAGUCAGCGCCGAUAUAUCUAGCGAUGAAUUGCUAGACUUCGGCCCGACUCCAGAUCUGCCCGAGUUGGAUUGGGCCUCUCCUGCUGCGAACGGCUUCGGUGACGAGCCUGACUUCAACAAAUUUUUCCUGGAGCGCGGGGCAUGUCUAGCACCUGUGCCGUGUAGCUACUGUCGCCGCCAUCGCUUACAGUGCAUGAUCAUGGAUACCGGACCUGCCAACCCAAAUCCCGAAAAGUCGUGUUCGACCUGCGUGGGUCUCUUUCGUGGCUGCAGCCUAGCCAGUGGAAGAAAACGCCAACCUGCCGGUUUCGAGACCUCUGGCCCCGUAAUCGGACAGCUGCACGGCGUUAAUGAAGAGUCCUAUCCUUCACUCGGGAUAUCACUUGAGCAGAGUCUAACGGCUGCCAACGUAGCAGCAUCUGUCGCGCCUGUGAUAGCAUAUGAUCGUGACAAGCGACCAAGUUCUCGGCGAUAUCAGAAGACUCGACUGCUGCGGGGCUGGUUUGAUACGCAUCCGGACCAUCCAUACCCGACCGUAGAAGACGUGGAUUUUCUCAGCAUCCAGUCGGGUCUCACAAAGACCCAGGUCAACAACUGGUUUACGAAUGCUCGCAGACGACAAAGGCAAUCUACGCGCCCACUGUCCGUGCAGCAGUUCAGAGCUGGCUCCCCGAUGCCGCAAAUGAUGUCUGGCGCCUCGCCGAUGGAUCGUUGGCGUAACUCUCCGCCAGAAGACGAACAUGUCACCCCCGACGUUGUAGCAGCAGCAGCAAUUACGGCUUCAAGGCCCCACAGCCCAUGGUCACCGUCAAUGCUGGAUCAGUGGCAGGUCUCAGAGGCGAGCAGCCAGGGUGAUUCGGCCUCAGCAUCUAUGUCUUCUAUAUCAUCUUGUCUGUCUCAUCAAGCUCUGAGUCAGCCCCGGUCCCGUCCGCAAUCUAGAAGAAGUCGAGCGCGUGGAACCAAGGUACAAUACCAGUGCACAUUCUGCAAAUUGCCAUUCAAGAAGAAGCACGAUUGGGCACGCCACGAACGAGCAGUACAUAUGCCGGAGUUGGAAACCUACACUUGCACAGCACCUCCGGAGACGAGCGAGAACCUUCAAACAUGGCGUUUUGGGCGACCUGAACCCGAGUGUGGUCUAUGUGGGCAAGCAUCACCUGACGCGGAACAUUUCGCGACGCAUGACUUCGACUCCUGCUCCGCGAGGCCGUUGCCGCAACGCACGUUCUGUCGCAAAGACCACUUCUGGCAACAUCUGAGCAAGUAUCAUGGGUGCCGCAAAUGGGAUGGUUGGAAUGUUGAUCUCAAUCUGUGGCGCAACCAGCAUGAUAUUUUUCAGAGCUCUUGCGGGUUCUGCAGCGCUACCAUUGACAGCUGGACUGAGCGAGUUGCGCACUUGGCCGAUCACUUCAAGACUGGAAUGACCAUGGAGGACUGGUACGACCAGGGUUUGUUAUCAACAGCAACUCCGAUGUCGUCGUUAUAA